Molecule: messenger RNA, 783 nt
Organism: Impatiens glandulifera
Lineage: Eukaryota; Viridiplantae; Streptophyta; Magnoliopsida; Ericales; Balsaminaceae
Product: protein DESIGUAL 3-like
Exons: 3
Coding region: 105-626 (173 amino acids)
Source: RefSeq, a predicted model, not a curated record
CUCGUUCAUCCUCAACCUAAAAUAAGUUGAAAUCUAUUUAAUUCCAACAACCUACACCAUUGAUUAUCAAAAAAAGAGGAAGAACUCAGAGCAAAAGAUUUAAUAUGGCGAGAGAUUUUGGCCCUGUUAUAUGCAUGUCGAUCAUGAUCAUGGAUAUCAUUGCAGGAAUACUUGGCAUUGAAGCUGACUUGGCUCAGAACAAGGUGAAGAAUUUGAGGGUGUGGAUAUUUGAGUGCAGGGAUCCAAGUUAUGAGGCAUUCAAGCUGGGUUUGGCUGCAGCUGUGCUCUUGGCAAUUACUCACGCAAUUACAAACUUGCUUAGUGGCUUCAUCGUUAUUUGGUCUAAAGAAGAGAUGGACAAAGCAUCCCCUAACAAAAAACUUGCUGUUGCCUCCCUCAUCUCCUCAUGGAUUUUACUUGUUAUUGCAUUUUCGUUACUGAUUGCGGGAGCAUUGGAGAACUCAAGGUCAAGGAAAGAUUGUGGCAUAUCGCACCAUCGUUUAUUGUCCUUGGGAGGGGUAUUGUGCUUUUUCCAUGGUUUGUUUUGUGUUGUUUAUUAUGUCUCGGCCUCUGCCUUUACUCGAGAAGACAAGAAAUUGAAUCCACCGAGUGUCCAACAUGUAUGACUUGAUAUUGUAUUGUUCUUAUUGAGUUUCAUUAUUAUUUUUUAGUUAUUAUUUCAAAUAUUAUUUGUCUCAAGGGAUCAUUCUUUCAUAUUUCUUCUUUGUUGAGUUGGAUUAUGAACUUUGUAGUUUCAAUAAAAUUAUUUAAAUAGUGUUAGUA